This is a messenger RNA of Eurypyga helias (sunbittern), 798 nucleotides long. RefSeq names its product ras-related protein Rab-26-like. Bases 1 to 798 code for a protein of 265 amino acids. NCBI's taxonomy places the organism in Eukaryota, Metazoa, Chordata, Aves, Eurypygiformes, Eurypygidae. Gene Ontology annotation, molecular function: GTPase activity; GTP binding. The transcript has 8 exons. The record is from RefSeq and is a predicted model, not a curated record. Gene Ontology annotation, biological process: protein secretion; regulation of exocytosis.
AUGGCCACGCUCGCCCGGGUGCCGGCAUGCAGAGGGACCCUGGGUUUUAAGCACUUCGAGUCUUCAGCAGCCUCGACGGCGUGUCCUGGGGAAAUCCUCAGCUCUGUGCGUGGGGCACGACGCCAGGAUUGGAGCACCCAAAUAGGUGUCGCAUACGGCGGAUGUGGGGAACAGUCGUCUGGCUCCCGCGGGCACUGGGACCAUGGGGAUCGGCCCGAGGGUUCAGGUGGAAGGACAGCCCGGGAUGGGGGGCUGGGGGGCGUGUGUCUCCCCGGGCUCCUCGGCAUCCCGCGGCCGCGCUCGCCCCUCACCGCCCUUUCUCUUCUCUUUCAGAACAAGGUGCUGACGGUGGAUGGGGUGAAGGUGAAGCUGCAGAUCUGGGACACGGCCGGGCAGGAGCGCUUCCGCAGCGUCACUCACGCCUACUACCGGGAUGCCCACGCCCUGCUCCUGCUCUACGAUGUCACCAACAAAGCGUCGUUCGACAACAUCCAGGCUUGGCUGACAGAGAUUCAUGAGUACGCGCAGCAAGACGUGGUCCUCAUGUUGUUGGGAAACAAGGUGGAUUCAGCCCAGGACAGAGUGGUGAAAAGGGAAGAUGGAGAAAAACUAGCCAAGGAGUACGGCGUGCCCUUUAUGGAGACCAGCGCCAAAAGCGGCCUCAACGUCGAAUUAGCGUUCACAGCCAUUGCAAAGGAACUGAAGCACAGGUCCAUGAAGCUGCCCAACGAGCCCAGAUUCAAGCUCCACGACUACGUGAAGAAGGAAGUGAGAGGCUCGGGCUGCUGCAGGUCCUAA